Melanaphis sacchari is the source of this 987-nucleotide messenger RNA. RefSeq names its product casein kinase I-like. Gene Ontology annotation, cellular component: plasma membrane; nucleus; cytoplasm. The record is from RefSeq and is a predicted model, not a curated record. Gene Ontology annotation, biological process: endocytosis; signal transduction; peptidyl-serine phosphorylation. The coding region runs from base 1 to 987 and encodes 328 amino acids. Lineage: Eukaryota; Metazoa; Arthropoda; Insecta; Hemiptera; Aphididae. Gene Ontology annotation, molecular function: protein serine/threonine kinase activity; ATP binding. The transcript is spliced from 7 exons.
AUGGCACAGCAAAAGAAAACUACAGUAUCGGGAAUGGUUCAGCCUCCUAGUUUAACACAGAAAGCUCUCGUCAAAAGUUCCAAAACCAUAUUAGUGGAUGACCAUUACAAACUUGGUAAAAGAAUUGGAAAAGGAAAUUUUGGGGAAGUUCGGAUUGGAAAAGACAUAAGAAAUAACGAAGACGUUGCCAUAAAAACAGAGUCUGUAACAGCAAAAAUACCACAGCUUAUGUUUGAAUAUAACAUAUAUAGACAGUUGGGAGCAACCGAUAAAACGCAUAAGAUGAAAGGAAUACCAAAAGUUUACUGUUACAAAUUAGCUGGGACACAAUACAAUGCUUUAGUCUUGGAACUGCUGGGCCCAUCUUUGGAAGAUUUAUUCAAUGCCUGCGAAAGAAAAUUCACUUUAAAAACUAUCCUAAUGAUCGCUAUACACACGUUGCACAGGAUAGAAACCGUGCACGAAAGAGGAAUUGUGUAUAGAGAUAUCAAGCCUGAAAAUUUUGUCGUUGGCAGAAAUUUACUAAAAAAAGAUAAUACCAUUUAUAUAAUAGAUUUUGGAUUGGCAAAAGAAUAUAUCGAUCAUAGAACAAAAAAGCAUAUACCUUAUAGAGAGAAAAAAAAUCUGACUGGUACAGCUAGAUACAUGAGUAUAAAUACUCACCUCGGAAAAGAACAAAGCCGUCGUGAUGAUUUAGAGUCCUUAGGUCAUAUGUACAUGUACUUGGCACGAGGCUCUUUGCCUUGGCAAGGGCUUAAAGUUCAUAAUGCGAAAGAACGAUUUCAGAAAAUUGGCGAGAUGAAAAAAAGUACACCAAUCGAUAGCCUUUGUGAGGGUUACCCCGAAAUGGCAGAAUACAUGAAAUACGUUAGACAUCUUGAAUUUUAUGAGGAGCCAAAUUAUAAAUUUCUCCGACAUAUUUUUACCAACACCCUUCAUACAAACGGAUUUGAAGACGAUCAAAUAUUUGAUUGGAUUGAUAAAUAA